This is a messenger RNA of Chaetomium fimeti, 1772 nucleotides long. RefSeq lists its product as uncharacterized. The record is from RefSeq and is a predicted model, not a curated record. The transcript has a single exon. Lineage: Eukaryota; Fungi; Ascomycota; Sordariomycetes; Sordariales; Chaetomiaceae. The coding region runs from base 144 to 1274 and encodes 376 amino acids.
CCCAAGAAUACUUGAAGGUAUCCCCUUCCCCUUGCCCAACUACAAUUCCCAACAGAGCUGCUUCUCUCUCCCUUCUAAGACAUCACACAGAGCGGCUUCUCUCUAUUCUGGCCCCAAAACCUCGACAGAGCUGUAUUUUUUCAAUGUCUGAUUUACUUACGCGAGCAGAUUUCCUCCGAGUUGAGGAGACUGUGCUGAAUGGUCCCGAUCUCAAGGAGAUGAAGCACCCCCCGAAACGUCAGAAGCUUCGCGGGACAGUUACGGUUCAAAUGAAGCCGCUAAAGGUUCUCAAGAGGGCCGGCCUGGCGUUGGUGGAAGACAUAGACAGCUUCAUAGCCACCGGCCUUACCGAGAGUAAAAGCACGAAGACGACAAUUUAUUUUGUCCGAGCCGCGUACUUUUACGCGUGUUGUCUGAUCAUCGCCCCGUUCAACCGCAUCAAGGACAUAACAUCCGAUGCCACCGGGGUGGAAUAUCAAGACUUCACAACCCAAGUAUCGGACACGGAAACGGUUAUCAACAAGGUUGAAGAUGGCCUCGGACGCCUGGCUCUUGCAACCGAGAGAUGGGGCCUUGACACACAAUCGUUCCGCAACCCCACUUCUGUCCCAACCGCCUCCCCUUACCAGCUCCUGUUCGAAGCCCUGUUGGAGAGCGAGGAGGUCGUACAGAAGCUCCAGGACUCUCAAGAUGACGCCGACCUGCUUCGUAAUAUACGGCUCCUAUUCCCCGGCGUGCACUUUCCGGCCCAGAGCCAAGACCGACAGGAGCUGGGGGACGGACGGCCUGUCACGGUAUUCGCAUCGGUGUACCACAAGGACGACGGCACCAAGCGCUUCCUCUUCGGCUGCAGCAAGCCGGACUGGACGGGAUUCGAGGCCAUUGCCGUAUUGACCAAAGACUUGCGGGACACUCGGCUGAAGGAGUGCCUCCCCUUGAGCGAGCCGGCCUUCAAGGCGCUGAAGGCCAUGGAGAAGAGGCUCGAGGAUGAGGCCGCCGCGAACAACCAAGGUCAGCCCAAUCACAGCUCCCUAUCGCCAGAGCAGAGAAAGGAGGACGAGAGGGCAGCCCUCCAGUCCUUGAGGGAGGCCGUCGGGGAGGCGAUGAGAGAGGACGAAACGUUCCUCUGGACGGACCAGGUCGGCAUGGCAUUCUCGACCCCGUCCUGGACGCACAAGCCGGCGUGCUACGUCUGCGCUAGCACGAUGGGGUACCAAGACCCGGGGGCUGAGACCAACGGCAACAGCGAAGCUCGCUUCUCUACGCAUCAAUAGGAUGAUCGUAGGGGUAGCUUCGCCUGUGCCGAGUCGGAGGCAUACUUACAGGCCAGCCGCGAGAACGUCUUGGCGGGCAAGGGGCCACGGGGUGAACAAAGGUCUGAAUGAGCCAGAAUGUUGAGGAUAUGGCGAAGGGCUGAGCCGAGGCGGCGGGGGUUGAGCCUGGAUGGUGAGCGAAGGUUCUUAAUGGGCGAGAGUGUUGAGGGCAUGGCUAAGUGGCGAGCCGGGAUGGCGGGGGCGAGGUGGGAUGGCGGGAGCGGGAAAGGGGAAUGCUAGCACGGGAGGGAAGAAAUACAGAAGAAUGUUUUGCGGUUUGUGGUUUGCACUCUGUAAUCGCGGAGCCCAAGACAUUGUUGAUUUAGAGGCGGACAUCUGGGACUGUACAUUUUUGAUCGUUGGACUGGAUCUGUACCUAAGGUAGGUAGUGUAUUUAUUCUGUGGUUUCCUUCGCUCAGAACUGAGCUACCCGUGCCACGCCCCACAUUGACUGGCCCU